ACUUUUUCAGCAAAGGAUAGCAAAAUGCCAGUUCGUGGAAACACUUUCAAGAUAUUUGUGGGCAAUUUGAGUGACAGGUCUACUAGUGAUGACAUUCGAGAAUUGUUUGAGCAGCAUGGCACAGUUGUAGAAUCUGAUGUUGUUAAAAACUAUGGAUUCAUCCACAUGGAAAAUGCUGAAGAGGGCAAAGCUGCAAUUGAUGCUCUAAAUUGUUUUGUUCUGCAUGGAAAGCCAAUGGUUGUGGAAGCCUCUACAGGAGCCAGGAAAGGCAACAACAAAAAGACCAAAAUUUUCGUUGGAAAUGUACACAAAGACACUCAAGUUGAUGAGCUCAAGUCGCUCUUUGUUGUUUAUGGCAAUGUUAUUGAAACUGACAUCCUCUCAAAUUAUGCUUUUGUGCACAUGUCAGAUGAGAUGGAGGCACUGCAAGCCAUCCGUAACCUGGAUGGCUAUGAGCUGCACGGCCUGAGACUGCGAGUGCAGGAGAGCACAUCACGAGUGAGGCAGACUCCAGGCAUGGGCAACCCUGAUCAAUGCUACAGGUGCGGGUCAUCAGGCCACUGGUCCAAAGAGUGCCCCAGGGACUUGCGAGGUGGCAGGGGAGGUGGUUACCCUGACCGCCCUGAGCGACGAGGCUAUGGUGCCAACCGCUACGACCCCUACCCCCCUCCCCCACCCAUGCCCCCUGCAUUCGCCCGGGACCGCAUGCGUUACAGGGCUCCUGAACGCUACGAGCGCUACUACGACGAGAGUCCCUACGACAGGCGGGGCUACGGACCACCUCCGCCCCCACACGUCAUGGACGACCCCUAUGAGCGGCGCCCCGCCCUGCCCCCUCCUCCUCCCCACGCCGACUACCUGCGCUACGGGCGCCGCUCUCCUCCUCCCCCUAGGUACCCAGCUUUGCCACCAGCUUCUCUGAGGAGUUACCCGGCUGAGAGCCGCUAUUGAUGAGGUGGAGGCGCCCGCGCGUCGUCCCUCCGAGGAAGUCGCGCGAACAUUACGGCGGUGCGUCUAGCGUAUCUCGUUGUGAGAACUAGUUUAUCGUCGGGAGAAACUCAAGCGCUCUUCCGGUGUCGUCGGGAGAAUCUGUCGGCGCUCGUCCGCUGUCGUCGGGAGAAUCUGUCGGCGCUCGUCCGGUGUCGUCGGGAGAAACUCGGCGCUCGUCCGGUGUCGUCGGGAGAAUCUGUCGGCGCUCGUCCGGUGUCGUCGGGAGGAAUUAUCGGCCGGCGCUCGUCCUGUGCCGUUUAGAAAAACUAUCGGCGGUCGUCCGGUGUCAUCAGCCGAACCUUCGGCGCUCGUCCGGAGCCGUCGAGAAAACCUUUCGGUGCUCGUCCGGUGUCGUCGGGAGAAUCUCUCGUCGCAAUAAUUUAACUUAGGGAAAACUUGGCGCUGUAACUUGUCGUCGGGAGAAACUCGUUCCUGGCAAUUUUUCGUCGGUUGAAAUUGUCAGCGUCGUUUUGCUGUAGGUGCUUUAAUUAUUAUUGUUUUAGUGUUCGGGAAUAUAUUGUUACACUGUUCCGCUUUCUGGAGGUAUCUUCGGCGAUACUUCGUUGUAGAGAUAAACUAAACUGUCAACGCUAUCCCGCUGUUGUAUAUUCAGUUGGCAAAAUUUCUGCAUGGUUGGUGGUGAGCGUCUGUCAUCUUCGGUUGUAGGGCGAUCGUGGGUUCUGUCGGUCUGAAAAGGAUGCCCUGGUAUCCCGAUUGAAGGGCGUAGGUAGGUUUGAACUCCGGAAGAAGCAUUUUAAUCAUUUAGUGUGAGAUUAGAUCGCUGUUAAUCAGAUUCAUGUAGGAAUAUUGACUGGUUCAGAUUAGUAUGUAUUGAAUAUUUCAGCCACUUAUCAUCACUAUAACACGUCAAUAUGCCGUCGACACUUUUCUCCUAGCUAUUUGCUAAAAUUUCUCUUCAAGUGCAUCGGAACUAAAUUAAAUUUUAAUUAUUGACUGUGUACGAUGCUUCAAGUAAGCUAUGUUCAGCUCAGAUUUUGAAUCUAUAAAUUCGUUUAGUUUUUCGGUAUUACAGAAUUAUGUUAAUCCCCGAAAUUAACGGAAUCGUAUUCUAGGCUAAUUUUGUUUUAAAACCGCGGAGAGAGUUGGAGUUUCCAUUAAUCGUAACAUUAGACUGGUAUUAUUAAGCGAAACAGGAAACCGUAAGUGAAAGAGAAGACUGGUAACCACCCUUUCCAUCGCUCGCACGGUCUGGUCUGUUCGAGUGUAGUCGCGUUUCUCGUGCUGGGCCUCAGUACAUCGUGGAAGUCGCGUGUGCCAGCUGUAGGUUGUAGUAAAUAAAGGCGACUUAGAUAUUAUUAUGAGGUAUUGACAGUUCAGUUGAGGCGCCUGAUAUUCUGGUGUUUAGUAAUUAAUUUGACAUCAAUCUAGGAUUUAAUCCCCUACACGUGUUUGGUUUCCUGCCUGGUAUUAUCAAGCCCGAAUCAGAUAAUGUUCAGUUGGUUAAUAGCGAGUUGCUUUUUUGGGUAUAGCAGUGGAUUGCUUUACAAUUUAGCGCCUAAUUUCAUAUCAGAGAAUUUUUUUUUUACAACUUCGAACAAAAUAGUCCUCAAAAUAGAUUCGUUUAUCUAAGGAUAAAAUUGUUCUGGUGGAGCAUCAUUUUUUGUGAAGCUGGUAAUGUUACAAUCCAUUUCUUGCGUGUCAGAGUUUCGCAUAUAUCAGGUGAGUGAAGUUGCUAAGUAGCUAGGUAAAUUUUACGGACUUCUUUCAAUUUAGCUAAAUGAGCUUAUACCAAUAACAAACUUCAAUUGCAUCAAAGUUCUAGUGAAUAGCUAAUAAUUAUUCAAGUUAGUUGGGCCCUGAUUGUACAUUAAAUAAACAAUCAGUUGUUUGCUGCAGGUAACCUGCAUAAUUUUCGUUGUCUAAUUAAAUUUUUCUGUUCUUAGAGAAAAGUCACGCUUUAUUUCUUGGAAACUUGUGAUUAGCAUUCCUGAGGGAAGGAAUUGCUUACUUAAUUAUUUCCAGUUAGUCUCUCCAUUAUCUCAUCUUAAAGCAUUGUGUAGAAUGUAUGUGUAAUUGGCAUUAUAUUCUUGUGUGAUGCCACAGUACUGAUAUAUAACUGGUAAAUCUGAUAUAUACACAUUUGUGACGAUUAGAGAAUGUAUUUUUAAAAAAUUUCCUCAACCAUGCGCAAAAUUUUUCGCCAAUUUGAUGUCUUGCUGUCUGCGCACCCAGCGGUGUUUGAACCAAUUAUUACUAGCGCAAGUAC
Messenger RNA from Hyalella azteca, 3217 nucleotides. It is a transcript of the gene lark, whose product is annotated as RNA-binding protein lark-like. The coding region runs from base 25 to 951 and encodes 308 amino acids. The transcript is spliced from 7 exons. Lineage: Eukaryota; Metazoa; Arthropoda; Malacostraca; Amphipoda; Hyalellidae. Gene Ontology annotation, molecular function: mRNA binding; zinc ion binding. The record is from RefSeq and is a predicted model, not a curated record. Gene Ontology annotation, cellular component: cytosol.